Eruca vesicaria subsp. sativa (arugula) is the source of this 225-nucleotide messenger RNA. NCBI's taxonomy places the organism in Eukaryota, Viridiplantae, Streptophyta, Magnoliopsida, Brassicales, Brassicaceae. The record is from the annotation of a GenBank genome assembly.
AUGAGACUAGGAGAGGACGUAGAUCUCAGAAAAAUCGCAGAGGAAACCGAGCUCUUUACUGGCACAGAGCUGGAGGGUCUGUGCAGAGAAAGCGGAACAGUCUCUCCUAGAGAAAACAUUGCAGCAACGGCUGUGUAUAAUCGCCAUUUCUUAACCGCAAAGAAGUCGCUUAAACCUGCAUUGACAGUUGAAGAAGUUGAAGCUUAUUCAUCAUUCAUGAAGUGA